Molecule: messenger RNA, 795 nt
Organism: Arabidopsis thaliana (thale cress)
Lineage: Eukaryota; Viridiplantae; Streptophyta; Magnoliopsida; Brassicales; Brassicaceae
Product: Pmr5/Cas1p GDSL/SGNH-like acyl-esterase family protein
Exons: 2
Coding region: 56-250 (64 amino acids)
Molecular function (GO): transferase activity
Source: RefSeq, marked reviewed
AAUUAUCCAACUGUAGUCUUCUAGAUAUUUUUUCGAUCUUGUCUGUGGCAAAAAGAUGAAUUUCAUUGGUGAUUCUGUAGCCAGAAACCACAUGGAGUCUCUUCUCUGCCUCCUGUCAAUGGAAGAAACUCCGAAAGAUAUCUACCUCAUGGCAAAGUUUCUAGUGGCCGGACUCGAAAGGACUCAUGCUAAGAAGACCGGAACAGGAAUCUAUGAUCUCGACAUUGACAAGCGAGCAAUGGGCAAUUGAUCUGCUAAAUACAGACAUUGCCAUUGCCAUUGGAAAUCUUAACAUCUCAGAUAGAACAGCUUGAAGAUAUUUAAACGUGACAGCUUAAAAAAGAAGAAGUUUGAGGUUUUGGAUGUGACUAGGGUUAUGCUAAUGAGACCAGACGGGCACCCGAAUUCUUACUGGGGAAAUAAAUGGAUGAAGGGUUUCAAUGACUGUACUCACUGGUGCUUGCCUGGACCAAUCAAUGCCUGGAGCGAGUUUCUCAUGGCCAUACUCAGACAACUCAGGUAAAUCUUGAGGAUAAGAAAUUUUAAAAAGUAUAAGGUGAUGUCUUAAUUCAAUUCUCAUUACAACCUUUAGUUAUAUGUGUAAGAAAGAGAAGACACAUAUUAUUUACAGGACAUAUACAAAACUGCACAUACCUGGCAUUGUUUAAUGUAUUCAUGAUCAUAGCCUGCAAAAAAACAUUGAGCAGAGGAAUAACAGUUUCCACCAUUCUUAGUGUUCAUGUGAAGACAUGAAACAUAAAAAUUUCCUGUGAUCUUCCUAAGAAUCUCAAAGUG